CACUCAAAUUUAUCAGUCAGACUACUAAUGGAUGAAACAACAGAACGCCCAUCUGUUUCAUUUUCAUAUUCAAAUUGGAUGUCAAAUGUCAAGAAAUCGACUCGAGAAGCUUACGAAGCAAAGCCCUUUUCACAUUGGAUUCUCUUGCUCUUCAGUGGCUCGGCAAUGCUCAUAGCAUUCCCGGCUUCUAGUCUACUGUCUCGUCUUUAUUUCUCCAAUGGUGGUAAAAGUAAAUGGAUCAUUUCUUGGGUUGCUGUGGCUGGAUGGCCAAUCACUUGUCUCAUUUUACUUCCUACAUAUAUCUUUCAAAAGAUUAAACCAACACCUCUCAAUGCGAAGCUUCUUCUCUCUUAUGUCGUGCUCGGUUUCUUGAGUGCUGCAGAUAACCUUAUGUAUGCUUAUGCCUAUGCGUAUCUCCCUGCAUCGACUUCUUCUCUUCUGGCAUCUUCGUCGCUUGCCUUCUCUGCUUUGUUUGGCUAUCUCAUUGUUAAAAACCCGCUGAACGCUUCAGUUAUCAACUCCAUUGUGAUAAUAACUGGUGCCAUGGCUAUAAUAGCGCUGGAUUCAAGCUCUGAUCGGUAUAGUUAUAUAAGCAACAGCCAAUAUUUUGCAGGUUUCUUUUGGGACAUAAUGGGAUCUGCGCUUCACGGGCUCAUUUUCGCGUUAUCCGAGCUUCUCUUUGUGAAACUACUUGGAAGAAGGUCCUUUCACGUUGCUUUGGAGCAGCAAGUCAUGGUUUCCCUCAUAGCUUUCGCGUUUACUACUCUUGGGAUGGUUGUGAGCAACGAUUUCCAAGGGAUGAGUAACGAAGCUAAGAGUUUCAAAGGCGGCGAGUCUCUGUACACCCAGGUUCUUGUCUGGAGCGCAGUCACGUUUCAACUGGGUGUUCUUGGGGCGACCGCGGUCUUGUUUCUGGCAUCCACAGUCAUGGCUGGAGUCCUUAACGCCGUGAGAGUUCCCAUCACGAGCAUAGCCGCUGUCAUAUUGAUGCAUGAUCCAAUGAGUGGCUUCAAAAUCCUGUCUUUGGUCCUUACGUUCUGGGGAUUCAGCUCUUAUAUCUACGGCAGCUCGAGCUCGAACUCAAGUACUCAAGCUUCCUCUUCAUCCUAAUAUGCAACCUUUUCCACUGUCUCCAUUCCUUGAAUGUGAUCAAAUACCAUUCGUGUAAUAUAAGAUUAUGCUCCGG
Molecule: messenger RNA, 1186 nt
Organism: Arabidopsis arenosa
Lineage: Eukaryota; Viridiplantae; Streptophyta; Magnoliopsida; Brassicales; Brassicaceae
Source: the annotation of a GenBank genome assembly